GCCCGAUUUCAGAGCCAGGAGACGCCCGAUGCACGACCACCUAUCUGGGUACAGACACUUCCGUAAAGAUUCUACAAACAUGGAGGCAGCAGACAGGAGGAUUGUGCUUCUGGGUAAGACCGGAGCUGGCAAGAGCAGCCUGGCCAACACUAUACUUGAAGAUGGUAGUUUGUUUAAAGUCUGUCACUCCUCCACAUCUGGAACAGUGAUGUGUCAGUCUGAGAUCAAAACAGUGCAUGGAAGAAAUGUGCAGCUAAUCGAUACUCCUGGUCUUUUUGAUACCGAUUCAAAUGCCCCUGAUUUUACGAAGGAGAUCCUGAAUUGCAUGAUUGAGUGUGCAGAAGGAGUCCAAGCCUUUCUGCUGGUGCUCAAAGUGGAGAGGUUUACCAAACAUGAGCUGUCUGUGGCUGAAGUUAUCUGUAAACACUUCUCAGAAGAGGCUCUCAAAUACACCACACUGGUCUUUACUCAAGGUGAUCAGCUGAAAGAGGGGGUCACUAUAAAGGAAUGGGUCAAAGAUAAUGAAGCCCUGACCACCCUGAUUCAGAAAUGUGGAGGUCGCUGCCAUGUGUUUGAUAAUAAAUACUGGAACAACAGCAGUGAUCUAUACAGGAACAACCAGCACCAGGUCAAAGAGCUGCUCAAGACCAUCGACCAAAGUGUGCAGAAGAACAAAGGGAGAUGCUACACCAAUGCAAACCUUGAAAAAGUGAAUGAAAAAAUAAACGACCAAAUCAGGAUAAUCAAAGCAGCACCAGAGAAUGCCAAAUUGUCAGACGUGGAGGUCCGGAAGAAGGCUAAAGAGAACACAUUUGACUUUUUCUGGCCCAUCUUAUCAGGUCUAGGCACAGUGGUGCUUGGUGUCGCCGUUUUCAUUGGAAUGGUAGUUUUAAAAGCACACUACUCAAAUACUCGAAGAAUUGUCCUGAUUGGCAAAAGUGGCAGUGGAAAAAGCAGCCUGGCCAACACCAUUUUCGGAGCUCAAACUUUCGACGUGAACCACAGCAGUGACUCUAGAUCUAAAUUCUCCCAGGCCCAAACUAGAACUGUGAACGGACUGAAGUUGACAUUGAUUGACACCCCUGGUAUUUUCAACACCGACCGCUCCAGUGACGAAAUUCAGUGUGAGAUAUUUAGCUGUUUGAUCCAAUGCUCGCCCGGACCCCACGCCUUUAUUUUCGUACUUUUGGUGGAGAAGUUUACAGAGCAAGAACAAGCCAUCGUCGAUCAAAUUCAGACGCAUUUCGGUGAUGAGGUUUUCAAAUACACCACGGUAGUCUUCACUCACGGAGACCAGCUGCCCGAAACGAUGAAAAUUGGUGAGUUCGUGGCUCAGAGCAAAGGGCUGAGCGAAUUGGUCCGGAAAUGUGGUAAACGCUGCCAUGUGAUUGACAACAAGUACUGGAAAAACACCAAGCAAAAUGAAUAUCGAAGCAACACGUUUCAAAGGAGAGAGAUCCUCAGUUCAAUCGAUAUGACAUGUCAACAAAACAACAAUGGCUUCUUCAUUAAUUCGAAGUUACAGCAAGUGGAAGCCGAUAUUCGAAAAGAGCAAGAACGUAUUCGCAAGUUGAGAGGCAAUUCUGCGGAGGAGAGCAGAGAUGAAGCAAAGCAAAUAGUCCUUCAAAAAUUCAUACAAACACAGCAACGAACGCGCUAUCUGAAAUAUAUAUUUAAUUGGUGCUGGUUUUUCCGUUGUCUCGUAUAUUCUGAUGGCUCAAAUGGUAAGUUUUUUCAGAGGGGGUAAAGUGAUGUCAGGGUCAGGCCCAGGUGCAAAUGAGGUGCUGGUUCCUUCAGUGGUGGAGGUGGUACAGGAAGUAGUGACACCGAUAAAAACUACUUUAGAUUACAUCAUAGAAACCAUAGAAGCAGUGCUCAAAAGAAGCGUGUGGUCUAACUCCAACAAGACGCAGCCCAUGUAAGACAGACAAGAGUUAUCGUGAUCAAAAAUGCAACUUAAAAUUAUUUAAAGGACCCGUAUUUUUCUGUGUACUGAUAUAUGUUACCAAAAGCAUACCCAGAGUUGUAUUUUGUUUCAUUCACACAGGUUUAACACACAAACCCUGUAUAUUUAUGAUGUCAUGUGGUAAUAUAAUAAGAGCUCCACUGUGUUUUUAAACUCCAGACUCCUUUACUUGAAUCAUCUGGAUGAUUUCAGGCCUGGAAUUGCCAAUCUCUACUGAGCUAAAGGUAAAAGGAGCUAUUAACUUGAAAACUACCACUACAUGACAUCACAAGGUGGAACACAGCAUCUUGAGCUCUGGAGAUGUAGACAGACUAAAUAAUAAAGAGUUACUCAAACACAUGUGAAUGAAACAAAACACAACUCCAGGUAUGUUUUUGAGGAGGUAAAAGCAUUAUAAUAACAUGUCUUAAACAUCACAAGAGUCGAUCUGUAGCUCUUCAAACAAAAAAAAUAAAAAAAAAAAAAACAGCUAAUCUUGUAGUUUAGACCUCUACAAACGUGUUCUGCAAUGCACAAGAGUCGUCUCUGUUAAUUCACCAGUUCAUAUUUCAGUCUUAUGUCAUUGUUAUUGCUUCCAAAAAAAGUAUAUAAAUUACAAAUGGAAUCACAGUGUCAUUUUUAACAAACCGACUGAGGGGAUAAAACACCACAUUGUAAAGAGAUUCAUUAUGGUUUGUAAAAUUCAGUUUUAUUCUGUCUGUGUAAUUGAUAUGUCUCAGAUAAGUUGUCAAUGUGAUUAUUUGAUGUUCCAUUAAUCAUUUAAGGUUUUUCAGUAUGUUUUUUUUUUUUUUUUUUUUUUUUAACCUGAUCACAAAAAACAACAGUGAUUUUAUUUCCUCUGAAUAAAAUAAAUGAAUAAAUGACCAAAUAAAAGAACCAGUGAACUUUGCAUGUGUUCUAUGAUUAAUGUCUCACAAAAAACAUUGGUGAAAAUUAGCAUGGGGGAUCUGUCACCAUAGAGACUUAAUUGCUUUGCCUGUAAUGUUUCUUAGUGUGGCAUUAAACCUGUCUUGCAUUUAUUCAAAUUUAUGUUUUUUAUUGCAUGUGGUGCACCUAAGAAGCUUUAUUACUUGAUAUAGCCUUCAGUUUAAAGGUGUAAUGGGAAAAUACCACUAUUGCUACUACGUGCAGUUAUUCACAGUUUUCAUUGUGUGUUUUAAAUCCUGUUUUAAAGAGAGCUGCUCUCCUCAUAUUAGGGAGUAACUGUCCUUGCGUAUCCUUUGGGGCAUCAUAACCCAGCACAGAUGUUUCCUUUUCUUUUGGUAAUACUUGCUUAGAUACUCCUAUAUAUGUUUUGUGAGUCUGACGCUGGUUCAGACAGAGUUACAACCCUGCAUUGAACCGACUUGUCCUCUGCCUCUCUUUGCAAAGAUAUUAAAUAAACUUUUAUUUUUAUGCUUCAA
Boleophthalmus pectinirostris (great blue-spotted mudskipper) is the source of this 3369-nucleotide messenger RNA. RefSeq lists its product as uncharacterized. NCBI's taxonomy places the organism in Eukaryota, Metazoa, Chordata, Actinopteri, Gobiiformes, Gobiidae. Gene Ontology annotation, molecular function: GTP binding. The record is from RefSeq and is a predicted model, not a curated record. The transcript is spliced from 3 exons. Bases 29 to 1747 code for a protein of 572 amino acids.